Molecule: messenger RNA, 2253 nt
Organism: Hibiscus syriacus
Lineage: Eukaryota; Viridiplantae; Streptophyta; Magnoliopsida; Malvales; Malvaceae
Product: L-type lectin-domain containing receptor kinase VII.1-like
Exons: 3
Coding region: 1-2253 (750 amino acids)
Biological process (GO): protein phosphorylation
Cellular component (GO): plasma membrane
Molecular function (GO): ATP binding; carbohydrate binding; protein kinase activity
Source: RefSeq, a predicted model, not a curated record
AUGGAAAAACACCCAAAGCCUCUCUCGUUUGUUCUUACGCUCAUAGCCAUGUUUUCUCAGCCUGUUUCAUCGGUUGAUUUUGUGUUCAAUGGCUUCAACUCAACUGAUGUUUUACUCUGUGGUCAUGCCAGCAUAAAUUCCAGAAUUCUUACACUCGCAGAUGAAACAUCUUCCGUCGCUAGUCGAGCAUUUUACAGAUCGAAAAUACCGACAAAGAUUCCAGAUUCAUCUCGUGUACUUCCUUUUUCAACAUCUUUUAUCUUCUCCGCGCCCCCUUCCAAGUAUUCAUCCAACGUAGCUUUUUUCUUUACACCAAAUACAGACACCCGUGGAACAAACUCUGACCUUCAUAUCCAUUUCUCCUACCGUGUCGUAAUAUACUCUAACAACCUCGUAUCAGGAAGCUACUCCCACACUGCAGGUUAUUGGUUAACCGGUGAUUUUGGUGAUCGGAAUUUUGAGGAAUUGAAUCUUAAUAAUGGUGAGAACUAUCAACUUUGGAUUGACUAUGCAGAUUCCGUUCUUAAUGUUACUAUGGCUCCUAUAGGAAUCAGGAGGCCUAAACGUCCAUUGUUGAACGUUUCCUUCAAUUUAUCUGAUGUUUUUGAGGAUGAAAUGUAUGUUGGAUUCAUUUCACCACCAACUGGGGGUCGAAGUCCAAGGAUUUUGGCCUGGAGUUUUAGUAACUCGAAUUUCGGAUUAAGUGAAAGCUUGAUCACCGUCGGACUACCGUCAUUUAAUAUCCAUGAGGUUCCGUUUUAUAGGCAUAGAUCGUUUCCUGCAGGAGCAACAGUAGCAAUUUUAUUUGUUCUUGUUUUGGCUGCUAUGUUUUACAUGUGUUUGAUUAAGAGAGAAAGGAGAAAAGCUAGGGAGAAAGCGGCAAUGGAAGACUGGGAAUUCGAGUAUUGGCCACAUAAGAUGACAUAUCAAGAAAUCGAUGCGGCCACCAACGGACUUUCGGAUGAAAACGUGAUCGGAUUUGGAGGAAAUGGUAAGGUCUACAAGGGUGUUUUACGAGGAGGAACAGAGAUUGCUGUGAAACGCAUUUCACAUGAAAGCAACGGAAGGAGAGAGUUCUUGGCCGAGAUUUCGAGCCUCGGUCGGUUAAAACACCGGCAUCUCGUCGGUUUGAAAGGCUGGUGCAAGAAACAAGGAGCAUUCAUGUUGAUCUAUGAUUAUAUGGAAAAUGGGAGUUUGGACAAAAGGGUCUAUUAUGACUUUGAUGAGAGCAAGAUGUUGAGUUGUGAUGAUAGAAUUAGAAUCUUGAAGGAUGUUGCCUCUGCUAUAUUGUAUUUGCAUGAAGGAUGGGAAGCUAAGGUCUUACAUAGGGACAUCAAGGCAAGCAAUGUAUUGCUUGAUAAGUAUAUGAACGGAAGGUUAGGGGAUUUCGGGUUAGCCCGGAUGGACGGGCAAGGCCAAGUUGCUAACACGACGCAUAUGGUUGGAACCGUAGGUUACUUGGCCCCUGAGGUGCUUAUAGGGAGACGAACAUCGACCCGAACCGAUGUAUUCAGUUUUGGGAUCUUAAUCUUGGAGGUCAUGUGUGGGAGAAGACCAGUAGAAGAAGGGAAACCAGCUUUGGUGGAAUGGGUAUGGCAGCUGAAGAAGAAACAUGAACUACUCGCUGCAGUCGAUGCACGGUUGACAAGUAACAGAGGAUUCGACGAGGAAGAGGUGGAGAAUGUUCUGCAUUUAGGUUUGUGGUGCUCAUGUCCUAGUCCUGAUUCCAGACCAACAAUGAGACAAGUAGUUAAGGUCUUGGAAGGGAAGAAUGAGCAUUACGAACUAGAGACUCGCCCCACAAUCGACAGUAUUCAACAGUUACAUUUGUGUUCCAUGUCAUUCUCCUGGGCUAACAGCAGUGUGGAAGGUUGGGUCAAGCCUCCCACGGGAUGGUUUUGUUUAAACACCGAUGGUGCCGUUUCCUCUGUUACUGGUUCAAGCUCGAUCGGGGGAGCUAUCCGUGUCUCGUCUGGAGAUUGGCUCCCAGGUGGUGAAAAUGUUGAAUACCGUCGCUGCUGGCCAUCACCAUAUCCCGCUGGUCCGAGCGAUCAUCAGGCUUUGCUCACCUUCUUGGGUGGUUCGUUUUCAAUGGGUUUCUCGUCACCAAAACAGGGUUGCGGAUCAGUAGCCAAACUAGCCUUGAAGGAUCACUUUGAUCUUGUUCAGCAUGCCUUUCCCCCUCCGGUGGCCAGGCCCCUCCUUACUCGAGAUAUCACCCCAACUACUUUGGAUUAUGGAAACCCAGUUUAG